UUGAGAGAUUUAUUUGGUUAAAAUAAUGAUACAGUGAUAUCACUAAUUAACGCAUAAAAUGAACAGCCAGAAACUAAUCCAUAAAACUUAACUUCCAUCUUCAUUAUCGUCGUGAAAAGUUUUUUUACCAAUACAAAAUUAAGAGGUGCAGAUCGUUUUUACAUACGUUAUGUGUGUAAAGAUGGAGCAGGAAACGGAAAAGAGAAAGGAAGGUAAAAGUGAAGAAAAUGAAGAGAAAUGGGUGCAUGAUGCAUCUGUGGAUUAUAAAGGCAGACUUCCUCUCCGUGCUUCCACUGGUGUAUGGAAAGCCUCCCUGUUUAUCCUUACAAUUGAAUUUAGUGAAAGGGUAUGCCACUUUGGGUUAUCCAGUAAUCUUAUCACGUACCUGACUAAAGUGAUGCAUAAAGACCUCAAUACAGCGACCAAGAAUGUAAACUAUUGGGUAGGAGCAACAACCCUCAUGCCUCUAAUUGGAGGAUUUGUUGCUGAUGCCUACACCGGUAGAUAUCGUAUGAUAAUCUAUUCUUCCCUCGUAUACCUAAAGGGACUAAGCAUGUUGACCAUGUCUCAAUUCAUGCCAAUUCUAAAACCAUGCAACAAUGAGAUAUGUGAUCGACCAAGGAAGUUUCAUGAAGUGGUUUUCUUCUUUGCCCUUUACUGCAUCGCCUUGGGAACAGGAGGAUAUAACAACUUCAAAAUCCCACCAGCUUCCAUGGCAUCUGUUACAGCUAUUAGCUCCAUAAUAUCUGUCCCAAUAUAUGAUAAGAUUAUUGUUCCAAUUCUGAGGAAAGUGACAGGGAAUGAGAGAGGCAUCAGCAUCUUUAGGAGGAUUGGCAUUGGCCUAACAUUCUUAGUCUUAGCCAUGGUUGUUGCUGCCUUAGUAGAAACAAAGAGAUUAAAAACAGUUGAACAUCAAGUUUUAACAGUAGGGGGAACUAGGCAUGAGACAAUGAGUGUGUUGUGGUUGAUACCCCAAAACUUGAUACUUGGUCUUGGAGCAGAUUCAUUGUCUCUAAUUGGUUUGCAAGAGUAUUUCUAUGACCAAGUUCCUGACUCAAUGAGAAGCUUAGGAAUGGCCUUGUAUCUUAGUGUGCUUGGAGCAGGAUUCUUCUUAAGCAGCUUUUUGAUCAUCAUUGUGGACCACGUCACGGGGAAGAAUGGGAGAAGUUGGAUUGCCAAAGAUAUAAAUUCAAGUCGUUUGGAUAAGUUUUAUUGGAUGUUGGUUGUAGUAAAUGCUUUAAAUUUGUGUCUCUUUAUAUUCUUGGCAAAGAGGUACACUUACAAGACUGUACAUAGAAAAGCUUCAGAAAUUGAUGGCUGUAACAGUGAUGCGGUGGAAAUAGUGGCUUGAUACGAGCAACUUAGGUGUACCACACUUGCUACAUUUUCUGCUUAAUGUAC
This is a messenger RNA of Cajanus cajan (pigeon pea), 1401 nucleotides long. The record is from RefSeq and is a predicted model, not a curated record. Lineage: Eukaryota; Viridiplantae; Streptophyta; Magnoliopsida; Fabales; Fabaceae.